AAGGAGAACAAAAAUGUUAACAAUGCUUGGCUCCUCGCUAAAUGGUUAUCAACGUAAACACAUUAACAAUCAACUAUAAAAAGUUAAUUAUCACUACAGUGAUGCAAUAGCACAUGAUAACGUUGCUUCAAGGUAUUAUCAAUAUUUAUGGACAAUUUUUUCUCGAUCGAUCAUAUUGUUAUCAAUGUUAUGCAUGGUAUAACAUCAUUAUUAUCACUUUCAAAUUAAUAUUUAGUGUUUUAUGAUACCAUUAUUAACGAUUUCUCGUCAUUUUUUAAUGAAAUCUAUAUAACGUAAACUUUGUUAACGAUGUUGAUUAAAAAAAAAGUUUAGUAGAUGUGGGGUUCUUUUGCAGAUGUUGCUUUCUUUCCUUUCCUAGUCUUGCAUGCAGCAAAAGAAUUUUUUUUUUUUUUACAAUGGCCUGCAGCAAAAGGAGGUGGGUUGAAUGUAUGUUAAAGCUCUACUCUUUGCUUUCUUUCCUUCCCUGGGUCGCAGGCAGCAAAAGAAUGUCGGAGAUGAUGAUGAACUUGCCGUUGCGGGAGGAAUGAGUGAAUAGGGGUGGAAUAGGAUUUGGGGUGGGUAGAUUUCGAAGAGAUGGAAAGAGGGGGAGAGGGAAGGGACGACCGACGGCUGUAGCGGACAAGAUGGUCGGAGAACGUCCUUUGACGAGAAGAGAAACGGUUCGGCUGCGAAUGAGGAAAAAAAAUAACGAGGGUAUAUACACAGUUAGGGUUAUGUUUUUUUAAUUAUUUACAAUUCCCUAAAUACUCUUAAUGACUAAAUAACUAAUAACUCCCUCUAAAUACCUAAAAUUGAAUCAAUCAAUCACAACACUUUAAGAUCCUCCUUAAAAAAGAGAGUUUAAGGACCUGAACUUAGCCCAAGUCGAAUAGAUAAAGGCAAUAACAAUGGAUGUAGUGGCCAGUUGGUGGAACGCAUAAUAAGUAAAAAUUAGCUCUUUAUAAGACCCUUCUUCCGGUUUUGAGUUGAUCCUCUGUUGCUAAUAAGCUAAAGCUAAACCAACAAUAUCCAAAUCCAAGGAAGCCCCCUUCAUCUUAAAUUACUUUUGGAGGAUAGUCACCCGCUAUGAACAUAGAGAUAUAAUUCUGCAAAUGGUUGAUGGUUUAAAUUUUAGGGAAUUACUCUUUUAAUUAUGUAGAUGCAUGUAUAGAUAUUUUGAUUGAUUUACAUACCAUUACCCGGAAAUGGUAUUGCCUGUUUAUGUAAGGUUUUUACAUGGCUUGUAAAAUCAUUUUAUGGGAUACUACAUGUACACGAUAAAAGUAGUUUAAUCAGUCGUUAUACAGGAAAGUAAUGAUAAUUCAUAAGGUGUAGUGUUGCAUGUGUUAAGAAGUGUAACACUCUGUUUCCGAAGGAAGGGAGGAAAAUGGAAGUGAAGGAAAAUUUGGAUGGGAGAGAAAUGGAGAGAAAGGAAAAGUGGAGGGAAAGGGAAAAUGUUGUUUUAUGGAGGAAAGUGAAGGUAAAGGUUAGAGAGAAAAAGUAUAUUGGGAAGUGUGAUAUAUAUGUUAUUUUAUUAGUUAUGUAAUAGUAAAAUAAUUUAAUUAUGUGUUGAUAUCAUUUUCAUUACUUAUUUUAUUACAUAUGUUAUAGUAUGAAUGGUUCCUAAUCGUAGAAAUCCGUUGCCUUUUUCCAGGACUCAAUUCGUUUUUUUUAUUAUUUCUUCUCCUUAAGAAACAUGGAUGAUGAUGAUUUGCGUUGCUAAUUGUUGAAAUCCGUUUCCGUUUCUUCCUGCCUACUUUAGCGAUCUGGGUUCCUAAUCGUAGAAAUCCGUUGCCUUUUCCCAGGACUCAAUUCGUUUUCUUUAUUAUUUCUUCUCCUUAAGAAACAUGGAUGAUGAUGAUUUGUGUUGCUAAUUGUAGAAAUCCGUUUCCGUUUCUUCCUUCGUACUUUAGCGAUCUGGGUUCCUAAUCGUAGAAAUCCGUUGCCUUUUCCCAGGACUCAAUUCGUUUUAUUUAUUAUUUCUUCUCCUUAAGAAACAUGGAUGAUAUCAGGGCAUGCCAAUUGAAAUUUCAACUGGCCGACUUCCUAUGAACUUCUACACAACAAACGAACAGAUCUUUCUCAGUUAAGGGUUUUUGGCUGUUAAUCCUUUCCUAGCACUCUAGGUAACCACCGAACUAGGUUCCAACCUAGAGCUAGAAAGAGUGUUUUUAUAGGGUUCACUUCAGGGAUUAAGGGUUAUCUGAUUUAGGACCUUAAUACUCAUGAAACUUAUAUCUCCAGAGAAGUUGUCUUUUAUGAGAAUGAUUUUCCCUUCAAAAGUCUAGCAAGCAGUGAUGUACCACCUACCCCAACCAAUUGUUCUCUCUUCCCCUCACCACCUUUACCACAUGUUUUUGAUGACUUAUUUUUCCUUCCAAUGUCUUCAUCUCUGCUUAUUUGAAAUUUCAAUUGGCAUGUCCUGUUAGAUGAUGAUGAUUUGCGUUGCUAAUUGUAGAAAUCCGUUUCCUUUUCUCAGGACUCAAUUCGUUUUCUUUAUUCCUUUUUCUCCUCAAGAACCAUGGAUGAUGAUGAUGAUCGCGAAGUCGAUCCAGAUCUCAGCUAAAUCAUUGCUUGGGUUCAACACUCAGUCUUGUAUUUCUUCAUAGUGUAUGGUUUAAUCUUUUUUUUUUUACAUGCACAACGCUGUAUCUGAAGAAGAUUCACAAGAACUUGAAUCCGAUGGUUCUCCUCAAAAGUCUAAUGAUGGUUCUCCUCAAAAGUCUGAUGAUGGUGAUCCUGAUAAUGGGGACUAUGGGAAGCGAAAGUCUGCAGAUUCCAAACAUGCUAGCAAGAUUCUUCUGCGAAUGCCAUCUCUGGAGCUCGAAUGGACAGUUGAUCUUGUGUUGUCCUGUAUAGCAUUCAGGAAGAUCAAUGAGCAUGCUCAAUGGAUUGCUCUUGAUCUCGGUCGUAAAUCGCUCGAUUUUCUGAGUGAUGUAAUGAUUGCUCGAUUUGGCAGGGUUAUUUCUUAUUUGCAGAAAUUUAAUCUUGACCCAAAUACUGCUGAGGCAAUAGCUAAGCUGGAGGAGGAAAGACUGGAUGUUAAAACUGAUAUGCAGAUUGUGGGGGCUGUUGUGAAUGUUCAAGAAUCUCAGGCUACUGCUUUGUGGGAUGUUUUAGGAGGUGGAUUUCGUUACAUCCCUUAUCCUUAUCGUGGUUUGGAUGUUGGUGAAGUAAAUGAAAUAGAACAGACCGAUCCAAGUUUGUCUGCUGAGAGUGUGGAUUUUGAUGGGGAUAAGGUCCGCCAAACGUUGGCUAGUGGUUGUAUUCCUGCUGACUAUGGAUUAACCUUAACGCUCUGUUUGGCAACAAGGGGGUGCAAAUUGCAGGGGGGUGUAAGUUGAGGGGUAAAUUGCUGGGGGGUGCAAAUUGCUGGGGUUGUAAGUGGAGGGGUAAAUUGUUGUUUGGAUGAAAAAGUAGGGGGUGCAAAUAGAGUGAAAAGUAAGUAAUUAUAUUAUUUUAAAGUAGAUUUUAAAAUUUUAAAAUAGAUUUUAAGAUUUAAAAUAUUAUCAUAAAAUAAUAAAAUAAAUAUUACUAUAUAAUAAUAAAUAUACUUUACUAAAAAUAGUUAUUAUAUAAUAAUGCUCAAAUAAUAAUUAAUUAUAACAAUUGUAAUAAUCAUUGAUCGAGCGAUCUCAAAACUCGAAGCUCAACUCGUAACUGGUCAUCCUAUAUAGGGUUUUCGUAUUUAGUUUAAUCUUAAAUUGUCAAACUUAGUCAAACACGUUCGAAUUUGUAAGUUUUAACUAUUUAGUCAAAUAAACUGAGUUAACCAAACAAUUUCUCUCUAUCUUUUCCACAAACACCUCGUAUCUCUAAUUUUCAAUGCAAAUUCGAUUCAACCAAGAGAUCUAGAUUUGACUUGACGAACAUUGAUAAACUUGUUUCCAGAGUCAAAUGGUCAACCCCGAAUAAUGUUUACAUUAAUGA
Molecule: messenger RNA, 3930 nt
Organism: Linum trigynum
Lineage: Eukaryota; Viridiplantae; Streptophyta; Magnoliopsida; Malpighiales; Linaceae
Source: the annotation of a GenBank genome assembly